Nematolebias whitei (Rio pearlfish) is the source of this 1319-nucleotide messenger RNA. RefSeq names its product cysteine-rich with EGF-like domains 2 (gene creld2). The coding region runs from base 228 to 1319 and encodes 363 amino acids. Lineage: Eukaryota; Metazoa; Chordata; Actinopteri; Cyprinodontiformes; Rivulidae. Gene Ontology annotation, molecular function: calcium ion binding. The record is from RefSeq and is a predicted model, not a curated record. The transcript is spliced from 10 exons.
GAGGCUGACGCGGAAAACUACAACCGCAUCCUUUAUUUUCUGUCGCCGGCAUGUAAAUACAACUUUGCGGUGCUUUGCAUAGAUAGCGCUAUCUUUGAUUUAAUGUUAAGAACGGCUCAUUUAGAUGUUUCCGACCUUUGUGGCUCGUUAGAACUAGCUGAAAACUCGCGUGUUGAGGGGGUGAAUCGCGAUUCCUGACAUGAAAGUGUGACUGAAUUUGGACUACGAUGAUGCUGUCCGCAUGUCCACAGCUGAGGCUCCUCAGGCUUUUGUUUUUUAUAGUUCUUGUUUUACUUUUUCAAGCCAACGACGCCAAAAAGAGGGAUCUGAAAAGCGCCUGUAGCACGUGUCAACAAAUUACUGACAAUUUCAAAAAGGGCUUUGAAAGAACAGCAAAGCAGAACUUCGGAGGAGGCAACACAGCCUGGGAGGAGAGGAAACUGUCCAAGUAUGAGACGAGUGAGAUUCGUCUGAUGGAGAUUUUAGAGGAUCUGUGCGAGAGCAGCAGCUUUGAAUGCAACCGUAUGGUGGAGGAACACGAGGAGCACUUUGAGACGUGGUGGUUUCACAAGAAAACAAAAUACCCUGAUCUGCAUAAAUGGUUCUGCGUAGAAACCAUUAAAGUGUGCUGUCCAAAGGGAACGUUUGGACCAGACUGCAAUGCUUGUGUCGGGGGUGCGGAGUCGCCUUGUCACGGUAAUGGUGACUGUGAUGGCGAUGGCACUCGUGGAGGGAACGGAAAGUGCGACUGUAACCACGGGUAUAAAGGGGAGUUCUGCUUGGACUGCAUCGACGGUUAUUUCGGUGUAGAGAAGAAUGACACGUUCUGUUUGUGUGCAGAGUGUCAUGCUUCUUGCAAAACCUGCAGCGGCGCGACCAGUCAGGACUGCGAUGAGUGCAAGGAAGGCUGGGAGGACGAUGACCAAGAAGCUUGUGUUGAUGUGAACGAGUGCAACAAAGACCCUCCUGUGUGCAAAGAUGACCAACACUGCCUGAACUCUGAAGGCUCCUACUCCUGUAAAGCCUGCGACAGUGCGUGCAUUGGCUGCUCUGGACCUGGUUCUGAUAAGUGCCAGGCUUGUGCCAGCGGGUACCAGGAUGUAGAUGGCACCUGCACAGACAUCGAUGAAUGUUCUCAGUCAGAGCCCGUGUGCACCAAGGACAACCAGGAGUGUGUUAACAGUAAGGGAAGCUACGUGUGCGUCUGCUCCGGUGGCUAUGAGGAGCGAGACGGCGAGUGCGUCCAAACCCAAGAACAAGAGACAGCGGAGGACUCGGAAGAAUUACAGACGACCUCUAGUCCACACGGUGAGCUUUGA